Messenger RNA from Cicer arietinum (chickpea), 1779 nucleotides. RefSeq names its product protein phosphatase 1 regulatory inhibitor subunit PPP1R8 homolog. Gene Ontology annotation, molecular function: protein binding. Lineage: Eukaryota; Viridiplantae; Streptophyta; Magnoliopsida; Fabales; Fabaceae. The record is from RefSeq and is a predicted model, not a curated record.
GGAGGAGAGUAUAGUAAUAUCAUAACAUAAAAAUAUUUACAAACUAAAAUUGAAUUCAGCAUCUUUCUUUCUGUGUCUCUCUCUGCUCCGCUUCUCAAAGACGCAGCGUUUCUAAAACCCUAAUCGGGUUUGUGCAAAGAGAGCUUAAUAGCAUGUUAUUAAGAUUUGGAGUCAUUGUGACAUUGUGAUGCAACUUAUUUGUGAGCUCAUAGUUAAGGGAGCUCAUUCAUUAAGUGUAAUUUAAAGAGAAUGUAUGGAAGAACAUCAGGUCUUGAUAGGUUUAAGAAAGCUGAGAAUUUGGAACCGUUCUCCGUUUCUGUCAAUUCAUCUUCAAGAAAUGUUGCUCAGUCUUCUAGUAAAGUAGUUGGUUAUUCACAGUCUCACCAGAGUUCUGUUCACCAAUCUCAGCAUCAACAGCAAUAUGCUUCCCACAAAGCUGUGGGAGUGGAGGCUGCCCCGUUGUUGGGGCAGAGUCAGCAGGCAACUCAGAUUGGAGGAGGGCAGUCGACGUGGCAGCCACCAGAUUGGGCGAUUGAGCCGCGGCCAGGUGUUUUUUACCUGGAAGUUAUGAAGGAUGGUCAGGUGUUAGAUCGGAUUAAUCUGGACAGACGGAGACAUAUAUUUGGGAGGCAAAUCCAGACUUGUGAUUUUGUGCUUGAUCAUCAAUCUGUCUCUCGCCAACAUGCUGCAGUCAUUCCUCACAAGAAUGGGAGCGUAUAUGUAAUUGAUUUGGGAUCUGCUCAUGGUACCUUUGUCGCAAAUGAGCGAUUGACCAAGGAUUCACCAGUUGAGUUUGAAGUGGGACAAUCAUUGCGGUUUGCUGCAUCCACAAGAGUAUACAUAUUAAGAAAAAAUGAUGCAGCUCUUUUCCCUCGUCCUCCACCACCCACGGAGAUUAAUUUCCCACCACCUCCUGACCCAUCAGAUGAAGAAGCUGUUGUUACUUAUAAUACGUUGCUGAAUCGUUACGGCAUCAACAAGUCAGAUCUAGUGUCCAAAUCUAAUGAGCUAGGUAGUUCAGCAAGUGGCAAAAACAAGGAUUACCAAUCGGAAAGAGCUGCUAAGAGAAUUAAGAAGACAAGAGUUUCCUUCAGAGAUCAAGUUGGGGGAGAAUUAGUUCAAGUUGUUGGAAUUUCAGAUGGUGUAGAUGUAGAAACAGAACCUGGUCCAGUUGGUGUUAAGGAAGGAAGUCUUGUCGGUAAAUAUGAAUCUCUUGUACAAAUUACUUUAAUUCCAAAGGGGAAAGAGCAGUCCUCUGUCAAGGAGGCAGAUUCGUCCCAAAAAGGGGUGACUGAUAAACUACAAGAAGUCCUAAAAAAGAUCAAAACCCCCGUGAAAACUGGGAUUUAUGACGACCUUUAUGGAGAAUCCUUAUCUGUCAAAGUUGGAUCAGCCUGGGCAUACUCACCUGUAAGUAGUAGUGAACGACCUCCAGCUGCUAAGGAAAAUGGAAAAGAGAAUACACUAAGCGGAAGAUCAGACAGUAAUCCAAGCAAUGCUGAUGAGGAUGACGACGACGAUUUGUUCGGGUGACUAUUGAACCUAUGCAGACUGUAUUUUGGAAUAGUUUUGUGGCAUUUUUUGAGUUUGACAUCAUAGGGAGUAGAAAACAUGCAAAUAUUAUGUUGCACGCUUUUUAUCAUCUGGAAUUACUGUUCCAUUGCGUUGAUAAUUAAUGUUUACCACUGCAUACUCCACAAACUCUUGAAGAUUGUAGGUUCAUGCCUAAAUAGUACGUUACCCUUUUUAUAGAACCAUUGAAUAGUUCAUUAAAGGUAA